GAGUCCUCCUCCUCCUCUGAAAUUCCUCCAGCCCGUCUUCACCGCUCCCGGUCUUGCUCGCUGUCUCGCAGUCCGUUCACCGCAGGAAUUGACAAAAAUUUUGGGGAGUGGCCACCAGCAAUCCGCCGGAGCAAGUCAGCACUUCACUGUUCGGCGAAUUGGCGUACUCGCAAGACUAAAUUCAAUCAUCGAGGCAGUUCAGUAUGCGUAUCAAGCUGCAAAGCUUCCCUCCUCUCCCAGUUUGUCGGGCAUGGUUCAGCGUCCACUCCGCGACCACUGUAGAAGAACUCAAGUCGGUCCUAUGCAAAGAGCUUCCGGCGCUGCGCGAUGGCGACCUCGAACCGCGAGACAUAGACCUAGUCCUCGAUGAUUUUGAGCUACUAGACAUCAGUCCGGUUGAUGUCGUGAGGGAUGGCGACCUUAUUCUCAUCAAGCAGCGACUCUUAAUUACCAGGGGGAAGCGCAAAGCCGUGGACGUUGGAAGGCCUGUGCGAAAGCGCGUGAAGCGGUCGGAUGAUACAAAACAAUCAGCACCAGCCAAGAAGACGUCGGCGCAGGAGGUCAAGCAACGCAAGGGCGCAGAGCGUGCAGCCCUUCUCCAUGCUACAAAACCGGACCCAUUGAGCAGCUCUUCAGACUCAAGCUCUGACUCCGCCAGCAGCUCUAGCUCAGAGUCGUCAGACUCGGAUACAGAAUCAAGUAGCUCUGAAUCUUCAUCAGAGGGCGAAAGCUCGUCCUCCGAUUCUGACACGUCUCAAUCGUCAUCGGACUCUGCGCCAUCCAUUGCGCCCACACGACCAAAUGGCAAGCUCAUAGGAGGCCCGCCACGAGCCAAACCUACUCAGGGCAAGGCGCCUGCUGCAACAGAGAACUUUGUGCCUCCUGGCCUCGGCAAACCUGCUACUCAGAGCCGCAAUGUCCGUCGGCGGCGCAAGAGGAUGUUCGAGCGCCUAGAAGCCACCACUGAGCCCGCAAGCGUGAACGAGAUCCCGCUAGGCACGCGGGCAGAGACCGUCGCACCAGUCCCGUCGCCUGCUCCUGUCGCAGCACCCUCCGUCCAUGACAUGCGAGCUUCUGCAGCGCAGGACGGCAGGCCCCCUGUCUUCAUGAUGUCGACGCUUCAGAACAAGAACAAGAAGAAGGGCUUCAAGAAGAUGAUGAACUCGAACAUCGCAGCGAAGAUCGUCUUCUCGUCAGCUGCGGAAGAGGCGGCUGUGGAGCAGACGCUGCAGGAGGCGAUACCCUUCACGAACACUGGGGAUCGGGAGGUGCUCGCAACGUUCUCGCGACUGGUCCCGCCGUCGGAGAAACAAGAGAAGGGUCUGCUACCGCCGAAUAUGUUCGUGACGAGUGUCGACGUGGAGGCUGAUCUCCCUCGGAAAAGGAAGAAGAGGAAGCAACAGCAGGUUGUUGAUUACGAGGAAGAGGCUGCAGAGGUGUUCGAGCUACCGUAUGACGAUCCGAUGGAGGCUGAACCUGCCGUGGAUUCCGGCCUUCCGUCGAACGACAUGACCACAUCAGAAGCGGCGCCUACGACGAUCAAUCGACACGAAGUCGAGUCUAACUGGUCUUCGCUACCCAAAAUCACGGAAGCGUCACAAGUCAAGUCAGGCGUAUUCGUCGGAUGGAAGGAGCUGGGCAUCAAUCCACAAAGCUUCACUCCGGAGAUGCUUCUCAACGUUGGCCGAGUCGUCAGUUGUGAGCAGCAGCUCGUGGUGGAGCGGCACUCCGACCACGCCGCUGAAGUCUCUUUCGGGGGGUUGAUCAUGGCGGAGGAAGGGCAGAACGUUGAGUUGGGGUACGAAUGGACGGAUGUAUUUCAGGGUGAUUGGAGGUUCAUACAGGCGAGGACUACAAGCAUCGCAGCUACAUGAGUAUGUGUGGGCACGGAGGUGGGAAUGGGGAGAUCUAUGGAUAACUUGUGCGAUAUCUACAAGUCCGUGGCAUGGAAAGUACAGUGAGACCGGAGAUACAUGGUACGUAUUCUGACCGAGUAAAAGAGUGACAUGUAUACAUGA
Messenger RNA from Rhodofomes roseus, 2018 nucleotides. RefSeq lists its product as uncharacterized. The transcript is spliced from 6 exons. Lineage: Eukaryota; Fungi; Basidiomycota; Agaricomycetes; Polyporales; Fomitopsidaceae. Bases 204 to 1874 code for a protein of 556 amino acids. The record is from RefSeq and is a predicted model, not a curated record.